Molecule: messenger RNA, 1263 nt
Organism: Colletotrichum truncatum
Lineage: Eukaryota; Fungi; Ascomycota; Sordariomycetes; Glomerellales; Glomerellaceae
Product: px domain-containing protein
Molecular function (GO): zinc ion binding
Source: RefSeq, a predicted model, not a curated record
AUGGUCCGACACCUGCCCUGGACCCAUCCACAUCUUAAAGUCCAUUACGCUACCACAACCAGCUGCAAUAAAUCUAGUAGAAUGGGGUUUCCCCGGACUCCGCGCGGAGGCAGAAGAGGUCUCAUGUACAAAUCGCCCUCCAGCAGCAAGAGCAGCAACUGGCGUUCUCCAGGUCGAUAUGGCAACACCAGCCCACCUGAUUCGUCGCAAAAGAAGCGGCUAGACGGGCUCUACCUCGAGGGGAACUGGUACUGCAACUGCGAGCCGCGAUUGCAAGCCAAGCAUUUCCAGGUAAAGAAGAAGGGGCCCAACACGGGGAGAUACUUUUACACUUGUGAUGCAAGGAAGUGUAAUUUCUUCCUCUGGGAUGAAGACGCAAAGAACAGAGCAAGCGAUUCCACGUUGACGUUACCGCCUAUGCCGGAGGAUGGUGCUUUGGUAGAGGCUAUGCCUGCAACGGCGAUCGAGACUUUCACACCUGGCUCGAGGGCGGCGACGAGGCCUCUGAACUCUGCUGCUGUUGCACCUGCUUCCCUGCCUACACCAGCACUGUCCACGCCUAGACAAAAGUCCAUGGGAGAUUACCUGACAAGGCAUACUGAAGAGACACCGUCGAGGGCUGGGAAGAGGAAGAGGGUUCUUUUUGAGUUUAGCGAUGACGAACAGGACGACUAUGGUCUGGAAAAUCUCUCUUCGGACGAAGAAAGGCAAAUGAACGACGCCAUGGAGCGAAGCGCCAAAAAAUUGAGGAGCACGGCGCCAGCUACUCCUUCUGUAAGGCGAGAGACGGAUGAAUUCACAACCAUGCCGGGUACGGUUACGCGAACUCUCUUCCCCGAUUCCAGGUAUCGAAGAGAGGAUAACCUCCCUGCCAGGGCAGAUACCAGCAGUGUACCCUUUUCUACCGUCAGCUCACCUUCAACAAUGACCGUCAGGCCGUCCUUGUCGCCACCGCCCACGUCACAAGUUAAAGAGGAAGAGCAGCAGCUGGAUCCUACAGACGAGGUACUCUCCCUCCUGAGGGGGCAGCGGCUGGAUGAGGCAACAAUGAGAAAUGUGAAGGAUGUGCUGCGACGAUUCGCAAUGAAGGCGAAGGGCGCCGCCAGGGGUCGGGAGAGCGUGCGGGCCGCGCUGAAGGUGAAGGAUGAGAGGAUCGCAGAGCUGCAGGACCGCGUUACGAGCUUGGAGAACCGGAACCGGGUGCAGAGGGAGGAGAUAUCCGAAUUCAAAGCAGGAAUCAUGGAUCUGUAUUCAAAGUAUUAG